Messenger RNA from Brachypodium distachyon (stiff brome), 1176 nucleotides. RefSeq names its product transcription repressor MYB6. NCBI's taxonomy places the organism in Eukaryota, Viridiplantae, Streptophyta, Magnoliopsida, Poales, Poaceae. The record is from RefSeq and is a predicted model, not a curated record. The transcript has 3 exons. Bases 156 to 956 code for a protein of 266 amino acids.
UCUAACCUUCAAAUAGCCAAAUGUAGGAACUAAGAAUUCCUUGUGUCAAUACAAGUAAUAUAUAUAUAAAUCUCCCGAUUAUAACUGCAUGCGGAGUUAAGAGCUUCUCUGUCACACACACACUACACAGUAGCCGAGAGAGACCGGAGGGAGAGAUGGGGAGGAAGCCAUGCUGCUCCAAGGAGGGCCUCAACAGAGGAGCAUGGACAGCAAUGGAGGACGAGAUCCUGGUGUCCUACAUCAACAGGCACGGCGAGGGCAAAUGGGGAAGCCUCCCUAAACGAGCUGGGCUGAAGCGCUGCGGGAAGAGCUGCCGGCUGCGAUGGCUCAACUACCUCCGGCCGGGGAUCAAGAGAGGCAACAUCUCCGACGACGAAGAGGAGCUCAUCGUCAGGCUCCACAGACUCCUCGGCAACAGGUGGUCGCUGAUCGCGGGGAGGCUCCCGGGGCGAACGGACAAUGAGAUCAAGAACUACUGGAACACCACUCUGAGCAAGAGGAUGCUGCUGACGGCCCGAGGGACGAACCAGCAGCAGCAGCAGGCGUCGACGCCCAAGCCGCCGCAUUCCAGCAGUGUGGACGCGCCACCUGAUCAUCCGGACACGAGCAGCAGCCCCAUCCGGACCAAGGCCACGCGGUGCACCGCAAUGCUGCCUGCCCACCAUGACCCCAUUGCAGAUCAGGUAGUACAAGAGACGACGACGACACACAUUGAGCAGCAGCAGCGAGGUUUGGAUGGGGACGAGGACCUGUCAAUCGAGCUCGAUUUCGAAGGGAUCGAGCUGGGAUUCCUGUUGAGCCCGUGGCGCGUCAGUGCUGAUGGUGAUCGUCAUGAGUUAGGUGAUUGUGGAACUCAUGAGGCUGAUCUGGAGGAGCUGCUAGGACUGGGACCAGACGGGGCUCAAUCCCAUGGUGGAGUCCCGUCGCUGGGGGACUUGGAGUUGCCGUGGCUUUGAAUCCAUUCCCGGUCUGGCUGCGGUUCGCGGCGCUGAGAUAUCUUUGCUACACUGCUCCCGUCCCGUGCUUUUGCAACGGUUUGCAUCCAUCUGCACAUCCGCUGAGUGAGGUGAAUACUUCAGCUAAUUAAGCGCGUCUGUCGUGUACGUACGAAAUUACCGAUUGUAUUGUGCACCGCUAGCGAUGUAAAUAAAUUGGGCAGUGGAGAACUGUUUCGGA